This is a messenger RNA of Pseudoliparis swirei, 11270 nucleotides long. RefSeq names its product mitogen-activated protein kinase kinase kinase 11. Bases 996 to 4082 code for a protein of 1028 amino acids. Gene Ontology annotation, cellular component: centrosome. Gene Ontology annotation, biological process: protein phosphorylation; positive regulation of apoptotic process; microtubule-based process. Lineage: Eukaryota; Metazoa; Chordata; Actinopteri; Perciformes; Liparidae. Gene Ontology annotation, molecular function: JUN kinase kinase kinase activity; protein binding; ATP binding. The transcript has 10 exons. The record is from RefSeq and is a predicted model, not a curated record.
GGAGAGAAAAAACAAAGUUGUGAAACCCCACCCUCUCCGCUGACUGUGGGCAGUGGAAGUUCGAGGUCCGGACGAGUCGACCGAGCAAGAGGAAUAAAACACACGUUACAAUGGAGUUGUUGCGCCGCCUGGACACCGACCGCUCCAACGGGACCGGCGAGCUGGACGAGGCCACGCGCUGACCCACAACUCCGGGAACUAACGGGAUUUAGUUUCUACUGCGUGGUUUUCUAUCUCUCCCCCCCCCCCCCCUCUCUCUCUCUGGGGUUCGGACGGCUCUUCCUGUUCCCAUAAAGUCGUCUCGUCCCUCCGGUUCGUGUCGCGAUAAAGACCCGAGCGGCUCGUCGCGCGCUUGUGAUAAUUUCAGCAUGAACGCGCUCGCGCGGAGGGAGGCGGGAUUUCCUGCGGGAGCGCCGCACAGUGGCGGCCCGGCUCGGCUGUUGGAGAUUUCUGUUCGCUAACGCGACCUGGAACUCGUCGUAAAACACCGGCUGGCCGCACUGAAUGCUCCUUUUCCUGCUAUUCUUCUCUGGCUUCGCAGCGCUUCCUGCUUGGUGGUGGCCACUGCACUUAAUGGCUAAAAAUACACGACGCAAAAUCACCCAAAUGGACAGCUGAACAGUGGGAACAGCGACUUUGGAUUACUCCACAAAGUAUUUUACACCGAGCUCUGGAUAGUCGAUGGUUCCACAGCUCAACAGGUGGCCGUGUUGAGGAGAGCUCAGUACCCACGAUGAGGCCCUUCAGGAGCCUCUGAGGAGCCGGCUGGUGAGCUUGUUGGGCCAACCGCUCGUCGCUUGAACCGAGAGAAACGCCGACUGGAUCGAUCCGCUCGCUGAUCCGGUGCGUCUGCGUGUGAUGUCAAGACGAACGAGAGACUCUCCCCGUUCAGUCGUCUCCGAUUCCUCCUCCGAAACCCGCUUGUUGGUCAAGCUUUUGAACACAGUUCACUGGUCCCUGACCGGAUCCAGUGUCGCCAUCUUGCUUGCGGCUCCAUGGAGCCGCUGAAGAACAUAUUCAGUCGCGGCUCGCUGUCCAACUGGAAGAAUUUGGAUCAAUCGCAAAAAGGGAACUUCACCAACCCCGUGUGGACGGCCUUAUUCGACUACGAGGCGUCCUGUAAGGAUGAGCUCACCUUGCGACAAGGGGACCUGGUGGAGGUCCUGUCCCUGGACUCUGAGAUCUCGGGGGACGAGGGCUGGUGGGCGGGGAAGGUCAACAACAAGGUGGGCAUCUUCCCGUCCAACUACGGCUCCUUCAAGCCGCCCGGCGACGUGGUCGGCGAGCUCAGCCCGGCCGCGGUCGCCCAGUUCGAGCCCGACGUGCUGGACUUCCGGGAGCUGAGCCUGGAGGAGGUCAUCGGGGUCGGGGGCUUCGGAAAGGUCUACCGCGGCACCUGGAGAGGCCUGCUGGUGGCCGUGAAGGCCGCCCGCCAAGACCCGGACGAGGACAUCAGCGUGACGGCGCAGAACGUCCGGCAGGAGGCGCGUCUGUUCGCCAUGCUCACGCACCCCAACAUCAUCGCCCUGAAGGGCGUCUGCCUGCAGGAGCCCAACCUGUGCCUCAUCAUGGAGUACGCGUCGGGCGGGCCGCUGAGCCGGGCGCUGGCGGGGCGCCGCAUCCCGCCGCACGUCCUCGUCAACUGGGCCGUGCAGAUCGCCCGGGGGAUGUUGUACCUGCACAGCGAGGCCAUCGUCCCCGUCAUCCACCGGGAUCUCAAGUCCAACAACAUCCUUCUGGCUCAGCCCAUCGAGAAUGAAUGCAUGGAGGGUCUGACGCUGAAGAUCACCGACUUCGGCCUGGCGAGGGAGUGGCACAAGACCACCAAGAUGAGCACCGCCGGCACCUACGCCUGGAUGGCCCCCGAGGUCAUCAAGUCCUCCACCUUCUCCAAGGGCAGCGACGUCUGGAGCUAUGGCGUCCUGCUGUGGGAGCUGCUCACGGGAGAGGCCCCCUACAAAGGGAUCGACGGGCUCGCCGUGGCCUACGGCGUCGCCGUCAACAAGCUCACGCUGCCCAUCCCCUCCACGUGCCCCGAGCCCUUCGCUCUGCUCAUGUCAGAGUGCUGGGACCAGGACCCCCACUGCAGACCCAACUUCAGCUCCAUCCUGGCCCAGCUCACGGCCCUGGAGCAGCAGGUGAGGGAGGAGAUGCCGCAGGAGUCCUUCCACUCGCUGCAGGAUGACUGGAAGCUGGAGAUCCAGGACAUGUUCGACGAGCUCCGGGCUAAAGAGAAGGAGCUGCAUUGCCGCGAGGAGGAGCUGAAGCAAGCGGCCGUGGAGCAGAAGUCCCACGAGGAGUUCCUGCGUCAGCGCGAGCAGCAGCUGGCCCAGUGGGAGCAGGACGUGUUCGAGCGCGAGCUCAGCCUCCUCAUCCUGCACCUGAACCAGAACCAGAACCUGGAGAAGCCCAACGUCAAGAAGAGGAAGGGCACCUUCAAGAAGCACAAGCUCAAGUGCAAGAACGGCGAGAAGAUCAGCAUGCCUCAAGAUUUCAUCCACAAGAUCACGGUGCAGGCUUCCCCCGGCCUGGAGAAGAGGCGGAACUCUCCCGAUCUGGGUUCGGGUUCCUCGCCCUCCUUCGGCCCGCGUUUACGUGCCAUCCAACUUAGUCCCAGUGACAACCGCAGGUCGUUCAGCCUGAGCCCGGUGUGGCCCCUCGAGGCCCCUUCUCACAAACAAGCCAAUGGAGACCAGCGAUUGGUCCCCCACUGGAGGCCCCAGAGCCCCAAAAGUCCCAAAAGCCCCAAAGUCCUGCGCCUCAGUCCUCAGGAAAGCAGCCUGUCGAUGAGGGCCAAGCUCCUGGAUUCCGACAGCAACGUGAGGGGGGAAGCCAAGGAGGACUUUGAGGAGUACAGACCCAGCGCGCCGACCCAGAACGGCUCCUCGGGGAAGGACAGCCUGCGGCUUCCGCUCCCUCAGCGAGACUCGGCCGGCGAGGAAGGGUGCUCCUCCCCGGCCGGCUCCCCCCGGCCAGAGCGGGGGUCCCACAGCGGCCUCGUUAAGAGCACCCACCAGGCCCUGCUGGGCGGGGGCUCCCUCCUGGCCUCCGUAGCACUGGGUCGCUGCCUGGAUGUUCCCCCAAGGGUGCCACCUCGAACUAACCUCCCAUCCCUGGAGAGCCACACCCCCUCCGACCCGGAGAUCUCCGCCCCCAUGCCCCUCAUGUCAGACCCCCCGGUGGUGGACGAUCUCGUCACCUUGUCCCCCUCCGAGUUGCUCCCCAGACCGCUUUUGGACUUGGCGCUGCACUACCAAGAACUGAAGCCCCUCCCCCUGACGCCGCCGCCGCCGAUCCCCCGCGAGAGGAGCCACCGGAUGGCGCACAGUCCGCACUGCCCCAGGAACCCGCUGCAGCACGGCAAGGCGAGCCCGGGGGACCGGGCCCCGGCGAACGGGGAGCUGCCCUGUGAGACCUGGGAGCACAAAGCGGACAGAAGGAGGCGGUCCAGCCAAGGCCUGCACGCCGCUCAGCUAGCUCUGGACCUGCCCUUGUGCCAGGACACACAGGACUCCAACGAUACGCCUUCCGCGUCCGUGUCCCUCCACCCUAACCCCGCCCUCUGGAGCCCCAAAACCCCCCGCCUGGAGGUCAGCAUCAUCCCCCGGCCCCGGCCGUCCCCCAUCCGGCCCCGCAUCGAUCCCUGGAGCUUCAUCUCGGCGGGCGGCGUGAACUCGGCCGGCGGCCGCAGCCCCCACCGCUUGGACGUCAACCCCCUGGGCUACCAGCCCUCCCCGACCAACCCGUUCACCAACUGUGACCCCUUCCCCUCGCCGGACUGCGACCCGUUCUCCCUCAAGGCCGACCCGUCGAGCGGCUCGCACGCGGCCUCCCCGUUCGACCCCUUCUCGGCCCCCUUCCCCACCUCCCGUUCGGCCCCGAGCUCCACCAACGGCUCGCCCACGCUGCCCUCGUUACGCCGAGCGCCCCUCAGCGCGGCCGACUCGCCGCUCAUCGACAUGGGCUGGGCGGCCUGCGGCAAGCCCCUGCUGGAUGGCACCAAAGAGAGAGCUCACCCCCACAAGACUCUGGGGCUCAAGCCCUUCAAGUCCCCGACGCAACUCAGAGACGACCGGUUCUGAACCGGAGCCCGUGGCCAUGGGUUUCAAUCACAGCAACACAGUCCAGGCACCUUCUUUUUUUUAAACCGCUUAGCGAGGAUUUGGAAUCUUAAAAAAAGCCAUCGCUCACACCACCGAGGGAAGUUUCCUCUAUGGGAGCCCCAAUCACUGCAGGUCCUUUUAUUCGCAAGCCUCCGGAACCAGAAAGCCAGUGAAAGGCGCUACAUCGGAUGGUGGGAUAGCCGCCUUUGAACCGAAAGCUGGUGCCCAUUUUAUUCGCCCCUCUAUCUCUCUUCUCUAUCCCUUUGAAGGAGCAGAACACAGAUCAGUAGUCCCAUGUUCGGAUUCCAUCAGACUCCUCACAUCACCUUCUUUCAUCUUCCCCCCCUGCCUUUGAAGAUUUGUGACAAUGCAGAGGUGGAUAAGGCGACUUGCACAGCUUCAUCUGCCUCUACCUCUCUCCAAACUGAAAGCAUUCAGGACAACAGGGAAAAUGGAGUGAUGCCUUUUUAGCGAAUAUCUUUUUCGAGAUUUCUUGAACGGUUGUCCUGGUGCGUCGGGAUGCUCCGAAUUUGGCUUAAAUUUGCUCAAUCAGCUUAGCAGGAAAAUGUUGUCUGCGUGCGUGUGCAUGUAUGUCUAGACUCAUUGUUCAAGGAAAGCUUACUGGGUUUUUUUCUUCCAAAACGGCAUCUGCCUGUUGCAUUGUGGGAGAAUGCACUGGUUAUUCCAGGCCACUCGUGAAAUGCAAGACAAAUCCAUGACCCAGACAUUCCACUUGGAGGCAGAUAAAAUUCCAAUCACGUUCCCCUUGAAAUGCCAGGGAUUGGACAGAUUCAUUUGGCUGGCACAGGAAACAGGAUAGGGGGGGGGGGGCUCUGCAUUCCCUUUUAUAUGCCAAAGAAUGCCACUGUGACAGUCUCAGAACUGGGACAAAGGGUGCUUGCAAAAUGCAUUGUUUUCGCCAGUGCCAGAUGGGCGGCGGCGGCCAUGUUGGAUAGUACAGAGAAAGCUGAGACAAUCACGGAUAGUAUUUAAACAUAACCUUUUUGUACUUUCCUGUGGUUAUCUUCUUUAACAUCAUCCAGGCUGUCUUAUCACUCCCCGUCGGAUGCUGUAGGGAAGGUAGUUGGUAAUACUACAGUGUGUCUGUAUUGAAGCGUCACUGAAUACUUUAUUUAUUUGUAGGGUCCACUAGAGUAGCAGUCGCCUUGCAAAGCCAGUCACAUGACACUUCUCUCCUUCACUUGAUUGGAUGAGUGCUCACCCCUGUCAUUGGUUCCCUCUUACAAUCCUUGAACUAGUAACAUUGUGGUUUUACUGAACAUGUUAAAUUACACCUGAAAGUUGCCGCACAAUGUGAGCCAGAAACAUCUGUGAGUCUUCAGCCAUUUUGGGGAAUGCACUUCUUUCUUGUCCAGAGUUAGAUGAAUAGAUCGAUACCUCACUUAUAUGGGUCCGUUCAAUAUGAAUAUGUUAGCUAGCUUAGCAUAAAGACUGGGAUCAGCUAGCCUGACUCUAUGAAUCCACUUUGAAGCUCCUCUCUUAUUAAUAAAUCACAUGUCGUCUGUUUUAAUAGUAGUUGUCACCAGAAGGGGGCGGGGCAACCUUAAGGAGUAAGAAACAAACAAACCGAGAAAUAUCAUCGGCUUGUAGCCCCUUAGUUUUUGUUGUUGUUGUUUAGAUUAAACAAAAACGAAAAAACUUGAGUUUUAAAGAUGGAUUUUUAUUUUUCAACAGAGCCAGGCUAGCUGUUAGCUUUGUGCUAAGCUAACCAUCAAAACAUGAAGUGAUCGCUAGUCAACUACCUUGAGCUUGGAGAAGUAGGCGUGGCUACAAACCAGUUUAACAUCGCUAUGAUCCUGUCGGUUCCCGUGAAUAUCUGUGACGUCGUUAUACUCCCAGAAGAGACACGGCGGAGAAGUUCAACAUUUAACAAAAACACAGAAAGAAAUGAAUUCAUUAAUUCUAAAGAAGCUGGAAAAAGCUAAUCAUCCAACCAAACAGCAGCCUCACUGGAUCAUCAACUUGCCCUUUCACUCAUCACUCCAUCACCGAUCCUCCUACAGACGAAAGACUCAAAUACUACUAAACAUAUAUAUAAUGCAUCCAGUGAGGCAGGUUGAGGGAAAGCAACAAAUGCUUAUUGCUAAAUAACCCCUGGAAUGGGUUGGACAUCCCACAGUAUCCAUUUAUUAUCAUUGUCCAAUAGUUUAGUCAGCUGGUCCUCCAUGAUUAGUGUCGGUCAAGCUUGUAGCCGAGACCCUCGUGACCUCAUGACUUUGGCACUCAGGCCGUCGUGAAGGGCUUCAUCACUGACUCCGUGUCAUCGGAGGACAACAUGGUCUCUGUGUGAGAACCUCGUCUCCAAAGAGGACGUCUUUGUGAUGAGCCCAAUAAUCCUUCUGACGAUCGGAGGAGGCCGAUAGUGAUAAUUAGCCUCCUGAUAAGAGCAGAGCAUUAACAAAGCGUUCGAGUUUGGUUAAUUAAAUCCCCCCCGACGUUACGUGAAUCCCCCUCGUCCUCCUCGCAAAGGUAUUUUCAGUUGCUUCCUGCAUCGGCUCCCGGCUCGAUUUAAGCCCUCUGCUUCUCUUCUUGUUUGUUUCAAAGACGCGUCGGGCCGUCUUUCAGGCUUCACCGUCAAAUCUCACCGCUUCCCACGUCCUUCACCAAUCCGAGGACACCGCAGAGCUUUCUAUUCAUAAUGCAGCAAGGAUUCGGUCUACGGGAAAAAAUAAAUAAAAAGCCAUUUGUUCUCGGACAGAGUCCAUUAACCGGGGAGUGCUUGUUAUACAGAGGCAAUCGAAUUUGUUUGAAAUUGAAAGGGGAACUUUGCUUCUCUUGUGCACCUUAAUGCAUCUGUUCGUCAUCUCCUGGACAUCCACGUGAUAUUCCACAGGAACAAAGAGACAAAGUGCUCGUAAAAGCAUGCUUCAGACCGACUUGGUUGCACAAUCUGUGCAGUUUUUAUGGCCGAUCUGUUGGAGAUGGAGGUGAAGAGAGAGAUGGUUGACCUCCUGAUCUGAAAAGUGAAGCCAAUGCCAAAGUAUCUCAAACCUUUCUAAUGGCCAGCAGGGGUUCACUCCUGGAGUCAGAUAGAAAUCUAUGAGAAGAUGACUCUACUUGUCUCUUGAUUUAUCCCCUCAGUAAACAUUGUAAACAUGAGUUUAUGUCUCAAUCUCUAGUUUCACGUCUUCUUCAAUACAGCAUGAUGUUCAUCUAGGAAGUUAUAGUACAAUUAUCGUCAUAAAGCAGGUUGUUUCUCUAGGGCGGCGGUACCGUGUGAUUGACAGGUCGUUCAACACGUCGCGAGUCAAAAAGAUUGAAGUUGGCCUCUGAGCCAAUCAGACGACUCGCCUCCUCCUCGGUAUGUGUGGAAGUUGCCGUUUCUCGACGUGGGCCCGCCACUACCAUUUCACCCGCGUGACAAGCGGCGUUAAUACCUCGCCUCUCUUCCGACGCCGCGAGAGCGAUCCGGUAAAGUCAUCAGGUUGCCGUGGCUGUGAUUGUCAGCGGAGCGCCGCGAAGAGGAGUGAUACACGAAGGAAAUUGAGAUGAUGGAACCGUCGGGCAGAUUAUUUCUGUCACAAACGCUGUGUGCGUGUCAAGCGUUCGCUUCAACCUGCCACUCACGGCCUCGUCUGUGUGUGAGUACUCAGCGCCAGACUUUAAUUCUCCAUCAGACCUGAUGUUGAGAAGUGUUCCCCCGUCUCCACCCCGAGCACGCUGGGUAAUUUAUCUCUGGAAAUAUGACUCGUGGCAACAGGAGCCGCUGUGCUUUUUUUAACGUAUGAUUUAAAGUCGGAGUGUGGUUCCUGUUGGAGGAGGUUCAUUUGAAGUGGGGAGGAACCUUCCUGCCGUGGCAGAGGAAGAUACUGGAAGACUAGUUUGGUAGCUUUUGUGGACGUCCAAUAUUUGGGUUGUCAGUUUUCCGAGCUGACAGAAAGCACUUAAAGGCAUCGGCCCUAUCCGUCAUUACAAAUUACUGACGGGCGACUGGAAGUGAAUUCUCCGCCCCGAGAGAACGAUACCUGGCCACCGGGGAUCCACUUUCAGCCCCACAUUGGCGAUCCAAACUUAAAGCUGAAGCUCAGGACCACCGCCCCUAAUCAGUGAAUGGCAAACGGUCAACACGUUCACAUGAAUACAAGCUAAUGAGAUGGCACGAUGGAGGAGCCCGAGGCCGUGACCCUCAUCACGCCGAGACGCCGCCAGUGGUCGGGGGGGGUUGCGUAACAAUCAGCGCCAUUAUCCAGAGGAAAGGGAAAAGAAAAGUCGCUAUGUAGGUUAGUCGAAGGUUUGGUGAAGGGUAGCCGUGGAGCGUGGGCCCGAUGCACCCGGGCGCCACUUAAAGGUUAAUUUGGCUUCAUGAUCAGUGAAUAUGCAUACUCAUCAUUUAAUUUACUCUUAUUAAACCGCUGAUUCAAAUUAAACCCUGUUUACUAGUUCUAACUCUUGAAUUCUAUCCCCAUAACUCCUGAGUGACGGAGCCCCGUGUGCCUGUGAACUCCUCCGUCUCCGGCGCUCAACCUCAGGGAAGUGGAGUCGGGGAAAUGUACUUUCGUAAAUUGCCGCGACUCGGCUCGAGUCAUGUUUUCUCUCCUUUCGCGGUUACUGAGAAAAUUGGAGGACGGGGGGGGGGGGGACUCUGUCCGAGCAUGUGUCACAUUUAUUUCAUUGAUGAAAUCGUACCUCGGCGGAGUCGGUGGAGGGUAAAUUCUGAAAACUACAAAAAUAAGACGGCCUGGCAUUUCCAGAAGGCUCCCCACCCCCCGUGCUGCCGUUUGCUCGCUUGUGUUCAAUUAAGCGGAGGUUACAAAUGUACCUGCUUAUCGGGCCUCGUUUCAGGUGCGUCCUGCACAUCGUUGCUCUUUCUGGCUCAUAUUAAGUGAAACACCUGCCCGGGCCUUUUGUUUGACAUUAACGGGCCGAGACCAAAAUGAUCAAAUAUGACCUGCCGAAUUUACAGGAAUCGCACAUCGCAAAAAUGGACGUUGGACUAAAGCUGUGUGUGCGGCGGCGUUGGCAGGUGCGUCAGCUCGGUCUCUCAAAGUGUGAACAUUUAUUCCUAAUUCUUUUCCGUCUGUGCCUCCCAAAGUCACCAUCUGCUGUCAUUUGAAUACAACCCAAUGAAUGAGAGCCGUAGAAUAAGCACCAACGUGUGCCCCGAGACCAAGGAUGGCAAAAUAAACCUGUUUUUAAAUGUUUUGUAUCUAUGAUGUUAUUAAAUCCAAGGCCGCACCCCCCCACUCGGCAGCGCCGUGGUCGUGAUUAUUGCUCUGCCCGAGCUAUUGACGCUCAAUUACCUCGUGAUCUUCGAGCCGUUCAAUCUGCACAUUCCUGUUCCUCCGAGCGUCCAACGGGCCGCAAACCAACCGGUCGAGUAAACAAACCGCGUGCCUCAAUCACGGAGACGGGCGACUGAUUUAUUGCCGUCUACUCACAGAAGAAAGAACCGCGAUGGCGUGUAUUGUAACAACGUGUCACGAACACCGUGUCACGAACUACGUGUCACGAACACCAUGUCACGAACUACCUGUCACGAACACCGUGUCACGAACUACCUGUCACGAACUACCUGUCACGAACACCGUGUCACGAACUACCUGUCACGAACUACCUGUCACGAACUACGUGUCACGAACUACGUGUCACGAACUACGUGUCACGAACUACUUGUCCCGAACUACGUGUCACGGCGCAGAAGCUGCUCCUACGAGCCUUGAAGCUCGGUGAUGUGUUUAUUACAUCUUCAGUACAUCUUAGUCGGUAUUUUUUAACGUUCUUCCCGUAAUGUAUAUUUCAUGGAUGCCUUCGCCCCGCUAACGACCUCCGUUAGCUAAAGUCCAAGCGAGCGUCGUUCUCUCAAAAGUUGAACGUGGCACAAAUUUGCAUAUCAAAGUUCACCGAAUUGGAAAUAUGGAAAACUAUGCAUGGAUUUUUUUCUAUCGUUGCUCCGAUUCCACGAAAAUAAAUUGGGAAGAGUCCUCGUCGCAAACUCAGCGGGGUUAGUGGAGGCCAAGCGACGAUUGGCUGGUGUGAAAUCACAGAUGAGGGGACCAGAUGUCCGACGUUGGUGUUCAAAACCACGAAGUGCUGAUCCAGAAGGUCCUGGAAGUCCCCUUAGAUACGUCAAUGUGAUUCCAGGGCAACACAUGUGAAUGAGGCUUGACGAUAUUAAAUAUGAGGGUGGUCUCUUUCAGCUGCUCUCUCUUGAAUAUCUAAAUGAUCCAUGAGGUCAUUUGAAAAAGGGUCUCACUGGUCAAAUCUCUUCCACUAAGGGAAUCCCAGCCCCGCUAAAGGCUUUUCCUCUCCGACAGCUUCCCACCAGUCAGCGAAGGACAUUUACAGAAUGAAAUACUCGAGGGGGGGUAAAAGCGGAUAUUUAUAAAUGGCCAUCUUCUUUACACACUGGAUCCAAACUCUUUCUCUGGAGAUGGCCAUGGAGGCAGACUACGUUAGCAUGACGGAGCCCGUUGUAUAGGUUUUCACUGGAGUAUUUAAGUUGUUGUGUGUGGGUGCUUCACGAGAGGCCUCUUUACAUUCCUGUGCUCCCAAAUCGGCAACAAAAAGGAGUCCUCCACAAGCCCCUCGGUGUCUGUGUGCAGCAGAACAUUGAGGAGAAUUGCCUGGCGGAGCUUGAAAUCCGGUUCUUCGUGUAAAUAAAUUUAAAAAAAAUUAAAUCGCAGCCUAAAGUCUCCUUGAGGCACCCACACUGAAUUUAUGUGCAUAAAACUGCUCGAUAGAGAAGAGGACCGAGUCCCCUCAGUGGACAGACGUGGACCUCCUCUCUGUGUAUCUAUUUCUGCUUUUUACUGUAACUGUUCCAGAUUUAUUUCCACGUCUGUUCUGUGUGUCGUACUACAGCUUAGGCGAUGUGAUGACACACGUGUUGCGUUGCCCUGGCAGCCAUCUUGACAUCUCUCUCAGAGCCGCCUCUGCUCACGCGAGUUUAAGGUUUUUUUCGGUUGUCGGGCUUUGAAAAAAAUGUGUUAUUGUUGCAUUUUUUUGUGAAAUCUCGCACUGGGCUGGGCCUAAUCAACUGUUUUUAUUGUUGUGUGUCAAGACGACUAUUUCUCUACUACAGUAUGUGACUUUUUUAUUUUUAUUUCUCUUGACUAUUAUAGUGGGUUUUAACCUGUGGAAAAAGAAAAAAAAAGGAAAAAACUGCUCAAAAAGAGAUGAGACCAAAUAAAAUGUAACACUCCUGAA